AUGGAACGGCUGAGAAGACCGGAAACGCCUGCAACGCUCACCGCAGAGCUAGCAGCGCUAGAUCCGCAAGAGAAUCGCGCGAAUCGACCUGAAAAUACGCUCUUGCACCUGGAAAACAUCAAUUUAUCCGCUGGGAAUGAGCGGGCCAAAGGGCUCGAAGCGCUGAAUAUGUACCAACCUCUUCAGGAGGAAAUCCCAAUGGAUCACGAAGAUCUGGGUGAAGCAAUUCAACAGCGGCUGAACCAGUUACACGUUGUUUUCCUAAAGGCUCAAUUGGUUAUGAAAAAGGCGGUGCUACUACUUGUGGCUUUAAUGGCUAAUAAGUGGCUAUGCAUACCUCAGAGCCGAGCGUUCCAACAAUACGAGCGGGCCACGAGGGAAACAGGAGCCGCACUGACGAUUCUUGCAAAGACCAUGGAAUCUCUACAGUUCAUGGUACAGACUGCAAAUCGAGUUUUGGAAGCCAAUAUCCGAGCACAACAGUUGCCCGGAAUCAAUCGAGUCGAGCUCCAAGUGAUCACGAUAGCAGCUUACCAGAGCCCAUUGAUUGCGGCAAUCGAGAUGAAUCCAGCAUUUAAUGAGGUCCCUGAGCAGGAGCCUAACGCGGCUCAGCCAGCGGCGCCACCAGCAGCACAGCCUGAAAACGAAUUGGUGAGACACAUGGUCGAUCAUUUGCGUCUUAGGGACGAUGAAGACUCACUGAUCAAAUUGAUGCCGAAAUACGACGGCUCCCCACUUCGAUGGGCAGAAUUUCAGUCAGUAGUCCAUCAAGAAAUCGACCAGAAUGCAAGGCUGACGAAUCUGCAAAAAUUAGCAAAAUUGAAAAAAGCGGUCACCGGAAAACCGGCCGCCGAUCUAGAACCUUUUAUGCUUCACGAAGGGCAAUACCAACCCGCUUGGGAUUUUUUACAAGCCCGAUAUGGGGACGCCAUUAAAAUCCAAAAUGCGCUAGACGCCGAGCUGAAAGCUAUUCCAGAAGCUAAUGAAAGCGCUGAGUCGCUGCGCGAGACGCUUAACAAAUUGAAGCUUUUGAUGGUGAAUAUGCAUAAUGUAAUCGAUGCGGAGCACCCAGCUAUUCGCCAAGGAAUGGAAAAACUGAUCCCAGGCAAAAUCCUUGUACUAGUCAAGCGCGAACAAGCGAAUGAUAAUACCACCGCGAAUUUCCUCACGUGCCUAGAGAAAGUGGUUACAGGCGAGGAAUACAUUGCGACUAUGGGAAAGGAUAAAUUCCAAGGUUACCCGGCGGAUCGCACAACACUGCUCUGUGCAGAGGCGCUAACGCAGCUCCUAAAUGGGACAGGAAUGAGCGAUUCCGAUCGCGGACCCCUGAGGGACGCAGGUCAAAAUAUUGGGAAUCGAAAAAUCGAUACCAAGGCGGUGAUCGCAGUAAUAACUGGAGUCGGGGGCGCAGAGACGCGAGAUCUCAAUCGAACCGUCCGCGGAGCUGGAGCGAGAACGGUCGUAGAAAUGCGUCUAGAGAAUAUUAUGAUCGCCGAAAAAACGACCCCCAAGUCGAUUCAAAGCGACCAGCAAACGUCGUUCGUGAAGGCAGGACAGAUUUUGAGCGCCAGCGCAAAGCGUGAAGGACCAGUUGAUUUUAGAACAGCACUAGUCAGGGAAGAUAUCAAAUGGGUCCAUGUCGUGCCAAGGGCACCUCAUGCGAAUGGCGCUGUGGAACGCCUCGUAGGCUUGGUCAAGGAAGGACUAAAAAAGGCGCUCGGACAGAAAGUACCCAGCUUUACUGUUUUUUCAACAACCCUGAAGGAAGCGUGCUAUAUGGUGAAUCUGCGGCCAUUAGUGAACUUCCAGGAUGUCGUUCUUCGACCCGCCGAUUUGCUAAUUGCGCGCACACACUCCGUCAUCGACGAUCCGCGGGAGUUUAAACCCGGAGAGUUUAACUUCAUCCGAGCAUACCUAGAAGUCCUGGAACGAUCAAACUGUUUUUGGCAGAUUUUUUCGACGUUCUAUAUGGCUCAGAACCGUCUGUUCAAUGAAGUGAAACCCCCGAAUCGACGAGCGGUGGCUGCACUCCCGAGCCCGGGAGAUGUAGUUAUGAUUCGCGACUUUUCUCGUCCGAAAAUGGACUGGAGGCUAGGAUUGGUGCUGGAACUCUUGAAAAAUCGUAAUGAUACUCCGAGAUCAGCCCGCAUCCGCCUGUCCAAUGGCCAUAUUACCGAGCGAGCUAUUAGCCAUCUCAUCCCCCUAAUCUCCGCUUCUACUCCUGAAAUUUCGGAGAAUUCCGCGACCGUCGUCGAGGAAUUCCAGGAUCCUGAGGAUUUCACCAAUGGGGAACCCCGAGCUACCGAGGGACUAGAGGUUGAGCCAACCCCCGACUAUAGCGGCCCUCAAUUUUCCCCGGAGGAAAAUCCCCAGGACCCCCGAGACCCCGCUACCGUAGGACCUGUCGAUCACGCGCCCGAGGGCCAAUUGGCAAUGCAGCUGACGCAAGAGGAGCCCCUAAUCCAGGGAGACCAAAGCCCCCAGGACAUGCACGAAAAGAAGCGGGGAAAAAGGCGAGGGCAAAGUACCCAGCGCCUAGAAAGGAGCAUUACAAUUCAGCCCCCGGGAGAAGGGGCACGUGCAAAAGGGGACAGAAACCCCCAGGGCAUUCAGCGGCAACCACGAGACCCAGCACCGUAUGACCGCUGUAAUGAGGCCCCAGACGGGACCCGCGGAGAGCCCGAGAAUCGUAAAGCGGAGAGCCCCACCCGAGAAACGCGCCAAGCAGCCCCAACCAGGGGACCAAGCGAAAAUUACCCCGAACGAGAGCCAUCGCAGGGACGAAGGCAAAGACGGCGAGAACGCGUCAAUUAUCGGCAACUUGCCUUUCCCAAAUAUGGAAUGUUCGUGAUUACUUGUUUUGCGCUAAUAUCGGGACGUUGGGUACUUCGGCAGUGG
This is a messenger RNA of Mesorhabditis spiculigera, 2898 nucleotides long. NCBI's taxonomy places the organism in Eukaryota, Metazoa, Nematoda, Chromadorea, Rhabditida, Rhabditidae. The record is from the annotation of a GenBank genome assembly.